UCCACUGAAGCUAACAUGUGCAAGAGAUUUGAAGAUGGGCUUAAUGAUGACAUCCGACUAUCAGUGGGUGUAUUGGAAAUCAGAGAGUUUGUUGUUCUGGUAGAAAGAGCUUGUAAAGUAGAAGACUUGUUAAAAGAAAAAGAGAAGAGCAAAGCUGAAGCUGGAGUGCAGGAUACAAAGAAGAGGCAAAUGAGUAAAUCAUUUCAGUCUACAUCUAAGAGGCCUAGGGAGCUCUCUAGCGGAUCACAUUUUCCACAUAUAUAUUCUGGUCGAAGCAGAAGUAGAAGAUUCGAGGGUUUUAGAGCUCAAACCACUACAGUUGCAAGUACAGGCAGUACUCGACCUCCUAGGCCUGAAUGUUCUCGAUGUGGGAGACGCCACCCCGGAGAGUGUAGAGCAGGUGAAAAUGUUUGUUUUAGAUGUGGAGCAUCCGAUCACUUUAUUCGGGAUUGUCCUGAAACAACUAAAAGAGAAGAAAUAACGAGUGCGAGAUCAGGUAAUGCUCCUACCAGAGGUAGACCGCAGAGAAACCCAGGAGUGGGGGCGAGUAAUAGGGGUGCAUCCAGAGAUUCAGCGGUUAGAUCAGAUGUUAGAGCACCUGCAAGAUCAUAUGCUAUUCGAGCUCGUGAAGAGGCGUCCUCUCCUGAUGUAAUUGCGGAUCAAGAAGUACGAAACUCGAGGUUAGACAAAGGGAAGAAUAAAGUUGAAGACUAAGUUGGUGAAUUUAGCCAUAAUUGGUACCGAGUAUUGCAAAGCUACUUCAAGGAUCCUAAAGAAGUCGGAGAUCGUCCACACUAUCAACCACA
Gossypium raimondii (Peruvian cotton) is the source of this 806-nucleotide messenger RNA. RefSeq lists its product as uncharacterized. The coding region runs from base 16 to 714 and encodes 232 amino acids. The transcript has 3 exons. The record is from RefSeq and is a predicted model, not a curated record. Gene Ontology annotation, molecular function: zinc ion binding; nucleic acid binding. Lineage: Eukaryota; Viridiplantae; Streptophyta; Magnoliopsida; Malvales; Malvaceae.